GGACUGCCAGUGGUCAUGUGUCUUGUAAAUGGUGAAGGGGAAUGUAACAAAAAAAAGUUUGGAUAUGAUUGACCAAGAGGCUAAAUGAACCAAAGCUGACAUCUGUUUCAGUUACACAGGAGGCCUCAUUUCUCAAAUAUAGGGUCUUCAGUCUUCCACAAUGAACCCUGUUUACAGCCCCGUCCAACCUGGGGCUCCCUAUGGCAACCCCAAGACCAUGGCCUACACAGGUUACCCUACUGGUUACCCAACAGCUGCCCCAGCCUACAACCCCAGCUUGUAUCCAACGAAUAGCCCAAGCUAUGCUCCAGAGUUUCAGUUCCUGCAUUCAGCUUAUGCCACGCUGCUGAUGAAACAGGCCUGGCCCCAGACCUCAUCGUCCUGUGCCACUGAAGGUACCUUCCACCUCCCGGUGGACACUGGGACCGAGAACCGAACUUACCAAGCUUCGUCGGCGGCUUUCAGAUACACAGCAGGAACACCCUACAAGGUCCCACCCACCCAGAGUAACAAUGCACCACCUCCCUACUCUCCAUCACCUAAUCCUUACCAAACGGCUAUGUACCCUAUUCGAAGUGCCUAUCCUCAGCAGAACCUGUAUGCCCAGGGAGCUUAUUAUACACAGCCUGUGUAUGCCGCCCAGCCCCAUGUCAUCCACCACACCACCGUUGUCCAGCCCAACAGCAUUCCGUCAGCCAUUUACCCAGCACCUGUGGCUGCUCCUAGGACCAAUGGGGUAGCAAUGGGCAUGGUUGCUGGAACCACCAUGGCUAUGUCAGCAGGUACCCUGUUAACCACGCCACAGCACACUGCAAUCGGAGCUCACCCCGUCUCCGUGCCAACGUACCGGGCCCAAGGGACCCCCACGUACAGCUAUGUACCUCCACACUGGUAAACUUCAGCAGCCAAUUCACAUUGGGAGUCAGACAUGGUAUGCAACAACUCAAGUCUUACACCCGGUGCUGGCAUGAUUCCAGACCAGCGCCAUGCCCGUCUGCAAGAACAACAACCACUGAAAAGUGCCAGGGUCAAUUUAUGCAUCCUUUAGUGUUUGGGGUUUUUCUUUUUUUUGGGGAAAAAGCUGCAUUUUCUGAUUUCCCUCUUCCCCUGGUCCCUUUCUGCCAGCCCACUCCCCGCCACAUCCCCCAAAUGACGACCCUCACUCUGA
Messenger RNA from Vombatus ursinus (common wombat), 1168 nucleotides. RefSeq names its product family with sequence similarity 168 member A (gene FAM168A). Bases 161 to 895 code for a protein of 244 amino acids. The transcript is spliced from 10 exons. NCBI's taxonomy places the organism in Eukaryota, Metazoa, Chordata, Mammalia, Diprotodontia, Vombatidae. The record is from RefSeq and is a predicted model, not a curated record. Gene Ontology annotation, biological process: positive regulation of base-excision repair.